GCAAAGUGCAAGAUAGCUCGCAGACGGGCUUCACAUGCAUAAAUAAUCGUCUUGUUUUCAAAUGCGCCGUGAAGUACCGCGACCGCGCCUCCGUCAAAGUCCGCAGAACCGGAGAUAGUUAUUCCGCGCCACGAUGUGUCGAGGGGUCGGCGUUACACAGUAUCACUGGCAAAUGUGUGAACUCUCUCGUUCAUUAUUAUUGGCGCAGCCGCACUUAAAGAUAGCGUAAAAAGCAUUUAUCUUAAACACAUGUACAAUAUCGUCUCGGUUGAUAAUAGACGCAGACGGAGAGAAAGUGACGCCGAGAUUCUGAACUUUGACGAUAUAGUUUGGCUCAAGGCACAUAUAAGGAAAAGCAGUAUCGUAACGGCGGAGGAAGUAUGUACAUAUUUGGAGUGCUCGCAAUCGCCACUGUUUUCAUAUUAUACAAUGGCUCGUUUUGAAAAAUCACUCACGAGAGUCGUUGCUUUAGUGACCGCGGAAGCAACUCGUUUUGGAGCUGGCAAUCGAAAGUUCGCCGUAGCUUGCUGCGCUUUGAUAUCGAAGAAGGAGCAUGGAACCAUCGUCGUCACAGAGAAAAGGGCCGCAGCUGCAUAAGAAAAAUGUCGACGAGCAUCGAGGAUCCGUAUCUGCGUCAUCUCUUCGAUGCGGACCCGACGUUCAAUGUCUACAACAAGAAUGUCAUCAACCUCUCGGUCGGUGCGCCCGGACCAGACCUGCUCCAGCAGUGCAGCAGUUUGCUAGCCAAGGCGACGAAGCACAGGCUGGAAGAGGAAGAAAAAGAGGGCAAGUUUUAUCUCUUCCAAUACGGCAUAACAGCGGGAUUAUGGGAAUGUCGCGAAGAAUUGGCGAAAUUUUUAACUCGCCGCUAUGGAGAUCCCGUGCAGCGUGAAAAUUUGAUUUUGACUUGCGGCGCAACUCACGGGCUUCAGCUGAUACUGACAAGUGUCAUGGCACCAAACGGCGUUAUUUUCGUCGACGAAGUUACCUAUAUGAUUGCACUCGAUGCUUUCAAACAGUUUCCAAUGAAGAGAGUUGUUUCUGUUCCGAUGAAAGAUGACGUAGUGGAUUUGGACGCCUUUGAAAAAAUAGUGAAGGAAGAGAAACGAAAGAGCUAUACGAUCGGCAAUGACAAAAUUUUCUGGGCGAUGUACUACACAGUACCCACGUUCCACAAUCCCACCGGGAUGUCAUUGUCACCUGAGAUGUCCAGAAGGUUGGUAAAAAUGGCACGCGAAAACUGGUUCGCCGUAGUCUGCGACGACGUCUACAAUCUUUUGCAUUACGAGGCUGAGUAUCCACCGCACAGACUGUUCAAUUACGACGAUCCGAAGGAUCCAGAUUACUACGGUGGUAACGUCAUCUCCAAUGGCUCGUUUUCGAAAAUUCUUUCACCAGCCAUUCGUGUUGGCUGGAUCGAGUGCGGGCCUCGAGUCGCUAAUAUUUUGAAAGACUCGGGCAUUUUAAAAAGCGGUGGAGCCGUCAACCACUACGUGUCGGGUUUGAUAGCGAGCAUCUUACAACUCAAGCUAGAAGAUGAAUAUUUGGAUAACUUGAUAAGAACUUACAGGGAAAGAAUGAAAGCUCUGUGUAAUGUAUUGGAUAACCAUUUGCCAAGUAAUUGUUCCUACCGACAUCCCGAAGGCGGUUAUUUUGUUUGGAUCAAACUACCAGAAGACUUCGAUGCGCUUCCAUUUAUGAAGUGGUGCCAAGUGGUUCACAAAGUAAUGGCUAUACCUGGAGCCAGAUUCUCGAAUCACGGAAAAUCGAAAAACUACAUAAGGGUCAGCAUUUCUUUUCACAGUGCAGAGACCAUUGCAGAAGCGACCAAAGUACUGUGCAACGCCAUUACUGAAUAUACGCGGACGAAACUCCUACAGAGCAAAAUUCAAACAAAAUUGUGAAAAUAUAAGUAUUAUGUAAAUAUAUAUUAAUGAUUAUUGUUAUAUCAACAAAUUGUUAUACGCAAUAUUUGCUAAUGAAAAGUUUAUACAUAAAAACUUUUUGCUAUAGUUUCUUUUGAAUAAAGAUGUUCAAGUAUUGAUUUACUAUAACUGUAAAAAAAAUGUUAAUUAUAUUUUGUACUUGCCAAUAGAGAAAUUUCGUUUAGUUGUAUUGGUGUGCUUUUAUCAGCUGAGAUCUGAUAAGUAAAAAAAUUACUAAGAAGAGUAAAAAAAAUUUUACACUACUUUAGUAGUUAGAAAAUAUAUAUUGAAAAAUUAACUAUAAAUCAAGGUUGCUCCGAAUAAAUUCAUAAAUACAAA
Nasonia vitripennis (jewel wasp) is the source of this 2264-nucleotide messenger RNA. Its product is annotated as 2-aminoadipate transaminase. NCBI's taxonomy places the organism in Eukaryota, Metazoa, Arthropoda, Insecta, Hymenoptera, Pteromalidae. The record is from RefSeq and is a predicted model, not a curated record. Gene Ontology annotation, molecular function: L-2-aminoadipate:2-oxoglutarate transaminase activity; pyridoxal phosphate binding. The coding region runs from base 603 to 1904 and encodes 433 amino acids. The transcript has 8 exons. Gene Ontology annotation, biological process: biosynthetic process.